Hibiscus syriacus is the source of this 1245-nucleotide messenger RNA. Its product is annotated as E3 ubiquitin-protein ligase FANCL-like. Lineage: Eukaryota; Viridiplantae; Streptophyta; Magnoliopsida; Malvales; Malvaceae. Gene Ontology annotation, molecular function: ubiquitin protein ligase activity. Gene Ontology annotation, biological process: protein monoubiquitination; interstrand cross-link repair. Gene Ontology annotation, cellular component: nucleus; Fanconi anaemia nuclear complex. The transcript is spliced from 11 exons. The record is from RefSeq and is a predicted model, not a curated record. The coding region runs from base 163 to 1041 and encodes 292 amino acids.
UCCAGUAUUUUCCCGCCGAAACCAACCAGAAAACGGUGGCAAAAGAGGCAAAGCAGAAACGCUUGAAACCGCCGCUACAAGCGCCACUCAAGCGGCAGUCACCAUACCUAAAUACCAAAGCAACAUUUUUCAUUCUUUCUUCUUCUCAGAGAACAGAAGCCGAUGGAAGUUAAUCAACAGGCCAGAUGUAGAGAGUUGGCUAUGUCGUCCUCAUUUUACAGCGCAGUUUACUCUGAGAUAGAAGAGGUUGGAUGGGAGCAUUUGGUGAGGGUGGGAGGAGAUCUAAAUUUCCUUAUUUUUCGUGUUUUAGAUACAAAGGGAAGAGUGCAUGUUCUGGAAAUUGAAUUGGAUAAAGCUUAUCCUAAAGUUCCUCCAAUGGUUUCAGCGGAUGUUCCCUAUAUCUUCAAUUUAGAAUGGACAAUGAACUCAAGACUGAAAAACUUGGUACAACAGUUUGAGGAGCAUCUGGAGAAGCUUCAAGGAUUUUGGUAUACUUUGGACGAGAUUGACAGAUCUCUUCAGAUUGUUGAUUCAAAGCAGGCAUCUCGUGCGAUUGUGAGUCGCCAAAUUCAAUUAGGAAACGAUUGCUUCAUGAUAUUGUCUAUCAGUAUCAAUGAUCCUAGAUCAUUACCAGAGUGUCGUUUUAUGGGUUCAGGUAUUGUUGUGAACUCCUUGAGAAAGACAUGGAAAAGAAAUGUUGAUAAAUGGGUGAGGGACAAUGCCUUCUUAGAAAAUCUUGAGUGUCUUCUGAACACCCAAUUGCCAAGGCUCGCUGAUGAAGAGAAGAAUAAUCAUCUAGAUGAAUGUGGAAUCUGUUAUGCUCAGUAUCUCCCCAUAGGUGAUGAGCAUACAUCCAAUAGUGGCAUUGCAACUGAUUACAUUUGUGAGAAUAACAGUUGCAGUAAGGCUUUCCACAGCAUGUGCCUAGUGGACUGGAUGCGUUCAAUCACAACUACAAGGCAGUCAUUCAAUGUUUUGUUCGGAAAUUGUCCUUACUGCUCAGAGCCAAAUGCAGUGAAAAUCAACUCUACAAAGAAUUAGAGAUCUUACAAGUCUUAAUCUAUUAUCCCGAGCUGAUUCAUCCUGUCCCAGAGAAACUUUCAUGAGUAAAAGAGGCGGGCCUAUUUCCUAGAGGCCAAAGCAGCAAAACAUCUGAGGUCUCAGUAUAAAUUCCGAACAUUGAAGCUUCUCUUGUCAAUUCAGCUAUUGAAAAUCAAUUCCAUUUUGCAGAAAUAAGACGAAUUA